This is a messenger RNA of Hemisphaericaspora subhashii, 2430 nucleotides long. RefSeq lists its product as uncharacterized. The record is from RefSeq and is a predicted model, not a curated record. Gene Ontology annotation, cellular component: DNA replication preinitiation complex. The transcript has a single exon. Gene Ontology annotation, biological process: DNA replication initiation. Bases 1 to 2430 code for a protein of 809 amino acids. NCBI's taxonomy places the organism in Eukaryota, Fungi, Ascomycota, Pichiomycetes, Serinales, Debaryomycetaceae.
AUGCCUAAUGGAUCCAAUUCAGACAACACGACUAUAGGACAAAUACAGCCGAUACCUCUGUUUGAACUCACCCAGCCAGGAAAUGUUCCAAUAGUAGUUUUACCACUCUACACGCUAACCUCCAUCGAUAUCACCAAAUUACCAUUUCCACUCCUCCCACCUAAUGAUAGUAAUAUCCAUUCCAGUGAAUAUGGAAGGACCUAUAUCUUGAAACUAGAUUCAAAUAUAAGUGAGCAAUUAGGGAUUCAUACCUGGCUAGUAAAACUUCAACAGAGUGUUUCAGAUAAGGCUAGUGAAUUGGGAAUAUUAUAUCAUAUAAAAGAUGUGAAUGUUUAUGGGUUGUUUAAAGUGCCGAAUGCUUUAAGAAUUAAGGAUAUCACAGGCUCGGAACUUGAACCAUAUGGUAUUCAUGAUAGUCAAGAAUUGAUCGAAGUAGCUGAAACUCCGAUCGAGGAAAGUCAACAACCAGUAAACGACCACACUGAGAUCCUUGAUUCAUUUUCAAUGGGUCCCCCAAAGCAGCCCCUGGACGAUAUAGCACGCGACGAUAACGAGUCUCCUUUGAGGAAGGACGGCCUGGAUCCUGUUGAGUUUAUAGAAUCGAGAUAUUACAGCACCUUGUAUUCGUUGAAUAAUCCAUUGAGUUAUUUUCCCAAGACUGCGAUAUCUCGACUACGUAUAUUAUGCGAUGAAAAUGAGGAACGCAUUUGUGAAGUACUAAGUGGGAUGAUAUUGCUGAUAUCUGACCUUGAUUUAAGACAUGGGGGUUCUAAUGGAGUUUUGAAAUUAUUGGAUAAAGACAUUGUUGAUCAACGACAUAUUUUGAAAUCUAGGUUUGAGAUUGAGAACCAAACACGAUUUAUAGAAAUGCAUCAAGAAUUGCUAGACAAUUUGAAUUCUGACCCAUCAACCGAAUUCAAGAAUGCCAAUCAGGAGUCGAAAGAUAAGAAGGAAGUUCUGAAUCAUGAAAAAUUCCAACGAUUGAUAUUCGAUCUAAAAGUUCGAGAGGCUCAAUUACAAAUCCUCGUAAUAUUUGAACUAAUGCAUGCAUGGAACUUAAACGAAACAGAAUUUCUCUUGGAGAAUCAAGCUCAAAAGCAACGAGAAUUAAAAGCUCGCCAGAAGCAGGCAAAGCUGAAUCUUAUUAGGAAAAGAAAAAGGAAAAUUGUUCCCACAUUCUUAGGAAUGGGAAUUGACGUUAAGACUGACAAUGGAACAUUGGAUACCAAUAAUGUCCCAUCUCGCAGUCUCGACCAAUACACCGUUUAUUCCACUUUGAACACCUUGGUUGAUAGAAUGGGACUUUGGGAUACACUUAGUGGAAAGGCAGAUAGCUCAUAUGGAUUUAUGGCGUAUGUGUUUGUACCUUAUUAUAAUAAGAAGCUACCCGAGUUGGUGAAGUAUGUUAUUGAUAAUAUGAAAGAUUUGAAUAUGAAACUAGAAACAUCUUCUAGUUCCAAACUGAAGAAACGGAAGAAGCUGACAACCGUUACCAAUGGUGAAUCAGAGAUUAAAUCUCAGGCUCACAAAUCGACUUCAAAAUCAUCGAAAUAUAGAAAAGUAUUAUUGCCAAAUCGAAAGCCUACCCUUCUGAAAUCAGCCACGACUGUGGACCAAUCAAGCACACAUGGAAUAUCUCUAUCUGGAGAAGAUGAUAUUAUACCGCCUUCCUUAAAGAGAUCGAAAUCGAACUUAUCUUCCAAGAAUCUAUCAAGACGGCAAGUCGACUUAAACGUCAAGCUAACAAGAACUACUUCCGAUCUAGAAACAACCUUAUCGUCCCAGCCAAAUGUUUCAUUUAUCUUUUCCAAUGCCAAACGACUGAAAUCAGUAGCUGUUGCUCCAUCAAAACCUGCAGCACCUACAGCGCCUCCUGAAGUGCAUGUUAUGGCAACGCCAGUAAAACCGAAAUCCUUUAGUCAAGUUCAACAAACUCCCGUAUAUUCUAAAUCGACAGUAUUGGUUGAAGCUACUCCUCAAAAAUCUGUCACGAGACAGGAUACCCUUGUUCUCAAAACUCCAGAUGCAUUUUUGAAACCAGCAGCAAGAGAGGCAACCAUCUUGACGGAAAGGUUAAUGUCUGCAUCUAAGGAAAUUCAAGCUACCCCACCUGCUAACAAAUCGCCAAUUUUGAUCGAUCGCACGCCUGUACAAAGAAGUCGAGUCGAUUCCUCGCCGAUAAAACCUAUCACCUCGAUCCAGAGAAAGACCAAGAAAAUGAGACCAGGAGAGCCAGUUUCGUUGGAUGUUUCGCCAUUUUAUAAUGCUAGUUUGUAUAAACAAGAGACGAGCCCUGGAUUACCUAAGCGCUCGUUGGUUUUCCGGGAUAACCCAGCAGAAGAAGAGGACGAGGAUAAAGAAUACGACCUGGAUUUCUUGAUACUGCCAAAAAAGAAAGUCGUUACGUAUUCUCGAAAGAAGAGAUUCUAA